UGUUCCUUUGUGGUGUUAGUGUCAAUGUAUUCGAAAGAAAUCCAUUUCUCUCUCUCUUUAAACAUCGUCACAUGUAAAUAGGGGGGUGGGGGAGGAGGAGAAUUCGAGUGUAACUUCCUCGGAUUUUUUUUAAAAACAAUCCUCAUCUCUUCCACCCCCACCCCCCACUUUUUUUUAAGGAAAAAUGUCGAGUGAAGAAAUCUUGUAAUCAGUGUCUGCACAGAACAAGGGAGAGGGAGCAGCUUUAACUUUCUCCUGGUCCUGCGGUGUACAGGCAACUGUUUAGAUGUAGCACCUUUACACGCUGUGAGGGACUUGGAAACUUUAAAACACACACACACACACACACACUGGCUUCAGAGAGGGGAAGGAGGAGGAGGAGGUGAACAAUUGGGAGAGAAAGAGAGACCAAAAAGAAAGGAAAUUCAUGUCAUUUGGAGAUGGAACAACGGGACAUCAGAAAGAGGCAGCUGUCAGCCCGAGUGAUUUUAUUGGUGGUAACACUGACAAUUGUCAAAGCAGAGGACGCAGUCGAUGUCUUGCAAAUACUGGACCUCCAGGACACCCUGGAUGGAGUGGUAACAGUCGCAGGAUUUUGCACACAUCGAAAAGGCUCCGAAGAGACAGAUCUUGCACUCCGGUUAGAAAACAAAACUCAUUUUAGCGCCCUGACAACGCAGUUAUUCCCAGAUGGACAUUUUCCAGAGAAUUUCUCCAUCCUAAUGACACUGAAGGCCAAGAAAAUGUCUCAGUUUUUCCUGCUGUCUAUUUACAACGACCAAGGAAUACAACAGCUCGGGGUAGAGAUUGGGCGAUCUCCUGUCUUCCUUUAUGAGGAUCAAACAGGCAAACCAACCCCUGAAGAAUACCCCAUCUUCAAAAAAAUUAACCUAGCUGAUGGCAAGUGGCACCGCCUGGCGAUCAGCGUUGAAGGGAAGAAUGUCACGCUGAUCAUUGACUGCAGCCAGCAGAUAUCUGAGCAUCUAGCUCGAAGUGACAAUCCAGAGAUCAGCACCAAUGGAAUCACCGUGUUUGGUACCAGAAUAUUGGAUGAGGAAGUGUUUGAGGGUGAUAUCCAGCAGCUGCUGCUGUCAGCAGACCCGAAAGCAGCUUACAGCUACUGUGACCGCUACAUCCCCGACUGCGACAGCCUCCUACCAUACGCCCUGCGACUCCCGGACCCCGUCUACGAGGAAGAGACAGCCACCACCCGGCCCCGCCACAAAAAGAGGAGGAAGGGUCGCAAACGCUCUAGAAAGAAGGGCAAGGGCAGAUCAAAGAAAUCGAAAAAAAACCGCAGAAAGAAGAAGAAAGAUCGGGCCGCUCGGCAAAAAAUAGAAACUUUUGGGGUUGGGGAACAGGACAAGGAGCAGCCUCAACUCGAGGAACCAGAGAAUAAUUACGAUUAUUUUCUUGGUCCGGAAUACUACACUGAUUUGGAAUCGGUCCUCCUCAACUCCUCUGUGAAUGCUGAGGUUGGAGCAGAAAACGUGACUGACCAUGAGACCAUGCAAGAGGAACUCAUUGAAGAAUCUGAAGGUCCCUUUACAAGCGAGUAUGGAAUCGGACAUUAUGGUACAGAUAUCAACGAUUACUUCGAUGGAGACUAUGAUGACCGGUGGAAUGACAGAUAUGGACCAGCUGUACGAGUUGAUAUACAAGAUACCCUGAGCAUGAAAGGAGACAAGGGGGAGAAGGGAGCGCCUGCAGUCAUUGAGCCUGGAAUGUUGCUGCCUGGACCUGCAGGACCCCAGGGACCUCAGGGUCUUCCAGGAACUCCAGGGCUGAAGGGUGUGCGUGGACAGCCUGGUAACCCAGGGCAACCGGGUCCACCUGGACGCCCUGGUCUCCCCGGGGUUGAUGGAAUACAGGGCCCUCCUGGGACCAUGCUGAUGUUGCCGUUCCAGUUUGGAGGCGAUGGUGUGAAGGGACCAGUUGUUUCACCCCAGGAAUAUCAGGCACAGUCCAUCCUUCAACAAGCAAGGCUUGCGAUGAAGGGCCCACCCGGUUCGAUAGGACUGACAGGCAGACCUGGCCCGAUGGGUCUUCCUGGUAACGAAGGUCAGAAAGGAGACGCUGGUGAGAUGGGGCCACAGGGGCCUCCAGGCAUUCCAGGACCUCUGGGACCAACAGGAAGAUCCGGACGAAGGGGACGUCCUGGGGUGAAUGGAGUCCGUGGUUUACCAGGAGAACCGGGAGUAAAGGGCAACAGAGGAUUUGACGGGCUCCCUGGAUUGCCUGGAAAUAAAGGAGACAGGGGGAACUUCGGUCCAAAGGGACCACUCGGCCCAACUGGAGAGAAUGGAGUACGGGGAGGCGACGGAUCAGUGGGACCGAGAGGCUUACCUGGUGAACCGGGACCACGAGGACUACCAGGCCCGAGGGGACACGUUGGCAUGCCCGGACAGCAGGGAAUAACAGGUGCUGAUGGUCAUCGAGGUCAGAAAGGAAACUUGGGUCCUCAAGGUGAACCUGGACCUCCAGGACAGCAAGGCAACCCAGGAGCUCAGGGUUUCCCAGGACCCCAAGGCCCCAUUGGACUUCCCGGGGAGAAGGGACCUCCAGGCAAGCAAGGUCUACCUGGUCUGAUUGGAGCAGAUGGCCCUCUGGGUCAUCCUGGUCGAGAGGGUCCUGCAGGUGAUAAGGGGAAUGCGGGUCCUGCAGGUGCACAGGGUCCAGUCGGAUAUCCUGGGGUUCGAGGUGUCAAGGGUGCUGACGGAGUCAGAGGACUGAAGGGACACAAGGGGGAGAAGGGCGAAGAUGGAUUCCCUGGUUAUAAAGGUGACAUGGGACCUAAAGGGGACAGGGGUGAAGCUGGUUUAUUGGGCCAUCGGGGUGAAGAUGGUCUAGAAGGAAUCAAGGGUCAGAUGGGUCCGAUUGGCGAGGCUGGUCCCAAUGGGCCUUCUGGUGAAAAGGGAGCCCUCGGUGUUCCUGGCCUACCUGGGUACCCAGGAAGAAAAGGUCCAAAGGGUUCCACAGGAUUCGCAGGACCUCCGGGUCUGAGUGGAGAGAAAGGCAGAAGGGGUAGAGCCGGGCCGCCUGGAGUCCGUGGACAGCGAGGACCCACUGGUGAGCGAGGUGAGAGAGGGCACAGAGGAUCCCCUGGCAAGUCUGGCCCAAAGGGAAAUGCUGGCAACGAUGGUCCACAAGGCGCCCCAGGGGAGAAGGGACCACAAGGACCUCAAGGACCCAGUGGGUUCCCAGGACCCAAAGGACCCCCGGGUCCCCCUGGAAAGGACGGGAUCCCCGGCCAUCCCGGGCAACGUGGCGAGCCUGGUUUCCAAGGCAAGACGGGACCCCCUGGCCCCCCGGGAGUUGUGGGACCCCAGGGUUCAGCUGGUGACAGUGGGCCAAUGGGGGAGAGGGGACACCCUGGAGCUCCUGGACCUCCAGGUGAACAGGGUAUCCCAGGCACCGCGGGGAAGGAAGGGGGAAAGGGAGACCCCGGUCCUUUUGGAUCUCCUGGGAAACCUGGUCCUGACGGAUUACGGGGAUUCACCGGUGCCCGGGGACUGCCAGGCGCUACAGGGCCCCCAGGACUGAAAGGAGCAGAAGGACCAAUGGGUACACCUGGACCGACGGGGUCUACAGGCGAACGUGGGCCGAAUGGUCCAGCUGGUGCUAUCGGCCUCCCUGGUCGACCUGGUCGUCCAGGGCCCCCAGGUCCUAUUGGAGAGAAAGGAGCCCCUGGUGACAAAGGCCUUCUAGGUCCUGCAGGUGACGACGGUGUCCAAGGUCCCCUGGGUUUACCAGGUCCAACUGGUUCUCAAGGACCGCCGGGAGAUUAUGGAGACAAGGGGGAGCUUGGAAAACCCGGCCAAAAAGGCAGCAAAGGAGACAAAGGCGAGGCGGGUCCCCCAGGACCCAUAGGAAUACAAGGUCCAAUUGGACACCCUGGUCCCAUUGGUUCCGACGGUGCCCCAGGUCCAAGAGGCUAUCAGGGGAUGCGCGGGCAGAAGGGUGACGAUGGCAUCCGUGGUUUGCCGGGCUCCGCUGGACCAGCUGGACUUCAGGGUCUGCCUGGUCCUCCUGGGGACAAAGGUGAAAGUGGAGACGUCGGGCCAAUGGGUCCGCCUGGUCCUUCAGGAGUAAGAGGAGCUCCAGGUGCCAAUGGUGCCUCUGGUCCUUCAGGACGCCCAGGUGGUAUGGGCUCUCCAGGAUCAGUGGGUGAAAAGGGAGAGACGGGAGAAGCUGGAGACCCAGGCACACCGGGAGAACCAGGUAUCGCUGGUCCUAAAGGCGAAAUUGGUGAGAAAGGGGACACAGGUCCGUCGGGUACAGCAGGACCUGCAGGGGUCAAAGGUCCUCCAGGUGAAGAUGGUGCUAAAGGUGGUGUGGGUCCGGCUGGUUUUCCAGGUGAUCCCGGUCCAACAGGCGAGCCAGGUAUUCCGGGAACAGAUGGUGUAGUUGGUGAAAAAGGCAGUCUUGGAGAGCCCGGCCUGAUGGGUCCACGUGGUGCAUCUGGUGAGCCGGGCCCUCAGGGAUUGCCGGGAAAGAGAGGACCACCUGGACCUCCAGGGUCAGAGGGGCGAGAGGGUCUCAAAGGUGAAAAGGGCUCUCCGGGACAGGAAGGCCCAGUGGGCAGGACUGGGCCUAUAGGCCCACAAGGGUCACCAGGCAACAUAGGACCUGAAGGCCUCAGAGGGAUACCUGGCCCUGCAGGAGAACAAGGCCUCCCUGGACCCCCUGGCCAGGCCGGACCCCCAGGCCCAAUGGGUCCUCCCGGAAUGCCUGGUCUCCGGGGUGUUCAAGGGUUAAAAGGUGACAAGGGGCACAUUGGAUUAAUCGGUUUAAUAGGGCCUCCUGGUGAGAUGGGUGAGAAGGGAGAUCGUGGCCUUCCAGGAAUCCAAGGAAUACAAGGCACCAAGGGGGAUGUGGGUCUCGCAGGUUUGAGUGGUCCCAUAGGCCCACCUGGAUCUCCUGGUUUACCAGGUCAACAGGGUUCAAAAGGUUCGAAGGGUUCUGAAGGACCAAUGGGAUUCAAAGGUGACACAGGACCCCCAGGCCUCCCAGGUCCACCUGGUCCACCAGCUGAGAUAAUACAGCCACUGCCGAUAUACAGAUCAAAGACAAGAAGGCACGCUGAGACUGAGCAAGCCGACGAUGCUGGAGGGAGUCCCCUUGACUACACGGAAGGGAUGGAGGAGGUCUUCGGCGCCCUAUCGUCACUGAAAGAUGAGGUGGAGCAGAUGAGGCGUCCCGUGGGGACGCAGAGUAACCCUGGCCGAACCUGUAAGGAGCUCCAACUCUGUCAUCCACACUUCAAGGACGGCGAUUACUGGAUUGACCCCAAUCAAGGCUGUUCCAAGGAUUCCUUUAAGGUCUUCUGUAAUUUCACCGCAGGUGGAGAAACCUGUAUUUUCCCCGACAAGAAGACUGAAGGGGUUAAAGUUGCAUCCUGGCACAGGGACAAACCUGGAACCUGGUACAGCAACUUCAAACGAGGCAAGCAGCUCAUGUACACUGACUCUGAUGGAAAUCCUGUCCACGUAGUCCAGAUGACCUUCCUGCGGCUCCUGAGUGCCACAGCCCGGCAGAGGUUCGUCUACAAUUGCCAGCAGUCCAUAGGCUGGUAUGACGCUGCUGCACAGAGCUACGAGAGAGCAGUGCGCUUCCGAGGGGCUAAUGACGAGGAGUUGUCACAGUCCAAGACCCCGUAUAUCAAUGCCAUCUAUGACGGCUGCAAACUGAGGAAGGGCUCUGACCACACUGUGCUGGAGAUUGAAUCGCCGCGUGUUGUUGACCUGCCCAUCAAAGAUGUCGCUGUGACUGACUUUGGGGAGCACCAGCAGAAGUUUGGUUUUGAGGUUGGCCCUGUUUGUUUCAACAGCUAAACUUCAGAACCGCGUGCCACACUAUUUUCUCUCUCUCUCUCAUGUUUUUCUUUGCAAAAUGCACAUUUUUUUUGUAUUCUCUCUCUUGUGUCUAUUAAUCAUGCUGCAGAUUUUUUUUUAUUGUGUGAGAAUAACAAUAAAAUAAUUCCUGCCCUUGUGGGGCCAAAGUCUUAUGACCUUUUGAAGAGGCCAAGUCAGUGGUGGUUAUCUCUGGGUCAUUCUAUAUUCCACAAUUGUUCUGCCCCCGACAGUAGAUAACUGGAGAGUCUUCUUCUGAGUAAGUCCCGAUUGUUGGAGAGGACUUGUGCACCAAAACUCCUCCCUUCAAGAGGUAUCCUUUCUCCAGUAAGAUUCAACCUUGGACCUAGUUCCUCUGUCUCCUAACACACCGGCAUUUGCAAGUGCAGUGUUAAGCCAGGAGAUGACAUUAAGGAUAUGGAGCUAGUCCCUUGACACUGGUGGGCUCACACUGUUACCUUGGUAAUGAAACUGAGAAAGCCAAAUAUGAAACUCCAACUAACACUGCGCAGGCUUCAGGCAGACAUUUUCCUGUGAACCCAUUGUAGCAAAGAAUUAAAAAUGUUCUUAAAUCAUGUAGAUUGAUCCUCUGUCGGCUAGUCUUUUUUUCGAAGAGAAAACUCUCAAACUACGUUUUGACUGCAGCAAAGUUGACUUAACCCCCUUCACCUCUUGGAUUCAGGGUCCACAAUGGAAUCUUGAGCACAACUCCUAUGUGUAACCGGGUGGUAGAUGUGCAUGGUAAUUAGCACAAGGCUCCACCCUGCUGCACGGAGAUUGACUGCACUCUGGUGUGUCCCUGCUUGCAACAGGAAACUUCUGGCAUCCAUUCAUGUAGAAACGCAGUGAGUCUGCAACCCAGGAACAGGCCAUUCGGUCCAUCAAAUGGUCAAUGCUGGCAUUUGUGGUCCACUUCAGUCUCCUACCUGCCAUAGCCCAACCCCCUCCCUUACACACACAUCCCACCCCCCAUUCCAUCCAAACCUCUUCUCUUCAUAAAAAAGCCCUUUCCUUCAGGCAUUGGCAGUGGGUAAUUGUACUCGAGAUGAAAUGGGAUGGAAUAUUCAAUCCCUGGCUACUUUGAGUCAGUUUGUGGAUCUAACUGUGCGUGAGCAUGGGCUCCAUUUCACCCCAGCCAGCUAUAUCUGCCCAUCUCGACCAACAGCAAAUCCCUCUACCUGCUGAGAAUGCUGUUCUAUCUUGGAAACUGGGCAGCCACUAUCUAAAUUUUAGAUAUUGACUCCUUCUGAGUCUUCCAAAGCUGACUCAUUGAUUCCACCGAAUAUUUUGUUUUCAGACUGCCAUGUGAUUUAACACACGACAAAUCUUGUUCUUGCAAUAUGGAGUUGACUGGGGUUUGCAAACUUGCAUCAGAGUUACUCCCGAGGGCAAAGUGACUAACUAUAGGUCAAUAUUAAACAAAAGGUGGAGUAAUUCCUUGUAAAAUUUCAACUCUGACUAAACAGCCAUCUUUUUGCAUUAAAGAAUCAAUUACUGAAUAACUUUGAUUAUAUUUUCGAUGGAGUUUGUGACAAUGUAGAACACCAUUUGGAUUCCAAUUUGGAAUUUGGAUGUUUCUUUGUGCCUUGUUCCUAUCAUCCCUCCGUUCAAACUGCCUCCUGUGUAAGUUAGUAGCAAAAGAAUCACAGGAGAGUUGAAGAGUUUUUUGUUAACAGAGUGAGUUGAGUUUUAAAACACACUUGGAGAGGCCAUGGGCCAGUGGUACAUCCUGUCAAUAGAAAGCAGUUCAAAUCCAAUCCUGCAAUUGUCACUGCAGUCUCCUCUGACCUGUAGGAGUGGUGUUGGUCCAGUUGUGUUAUCACUGGACUAUUAGUCUGGGGAUCUGGGUUCAAAUCAUGCUAGGGCAGGUAGUGGAAUGUGAAUUUGAUUAAAAAACUGAAAUUAAGGGUCAGACAACAACCAGAAAUUGAUUGUCAGUGGAACCCUAAUAUCCUUUAGGGAAGGAAACUGCUCUACACGUGACUCCAGACCCAGAGUAAAAUGGUUGACCUUUAACCGCCCUCUAAUGGCUAACGACACCCUCAUCCCACGAAUGAAUAAAUAAAGGCAAAAAAACGCUUCCUUGAAAAGGACGUGGAGACUUCCGAUACGCUAUCGGGUAACCAUUUGAGGGAGGGAAAAGAGCAUGCUGGGGUGGUGAAAAGGGCAAGAGGAGAGUGUGAGACUAAUCAGACCGCUCCUCCAAAGACCCAGCCCAGCCACAUUGGGCUGAACGGCCCCCUUCACUGGAUGAAAAGACCCCCAGGGCAAAAUAGCCCUUGUCUGGACAGAGUUCCCAUGCAUGGUGCGGCACGGUGGCUCAGU
Molecule: messenger RNA, 8177 nt
Organism: Hemiscyllium ocellatum (epaulette shark)
Lineage: Eukaryota; Metazoa; Chordata; Chondrichthyes; Orectolobiformes; Hemiscylliidae
Product: collagen alpha-1(XI) chain-like
Exons: 67
Coding region: 441-5834 (1797 amino acids)
Molecular function (GO): extracellular matrix structural constituent
Source: RefSeq, a predicted model, not a curated record